CGUAUAUCGGGUCAGAAGGAUAAGCUGUUAUGGCCAGGGAUUGGAUCGUUCGGACAAGUGUUGGAAUGGAUGGAAGAAAAAGGCGGUGAGAAGACUGACCAUCACAGACAUACUUCCCAUUUGUUUGGCGUAUAUCCGGGUCACCAAUUCAAUUGGGAGACAACGGCUAAUUUGACAAAAGCGUCCCUGGUGUCGCUUAAUGCCAGAGGUAUAGACCCAUCCAGUGAUGUGAGGGAGUGGUCGUUUGCCUGGCGCUCAGCCCUAUACGCCCGGCUCAGGGAUGCUGAGAACGCUCACAGUUUAUUCAGAAUGCUGAUGGCCGAUCGUAAUACCUGUGCCAAUAUGUUUGGAUUACACCCUCCGAUGCAAAUCGACGGCAACUUCGGUAUAACCGCAGCCGUCGCCGAAUUCGUGGUCCAGAGUCACGCGGAUGUCAUUGAUUUGUUGCCGGCUCUGCCCGCGGACUGGAAGGUCGGACACGCGAAAGGUCUGCGGGCCAGAGGGGGUCACCAGUUGGACAUCUAUUGGGAUAAUCAUACGUUGAAUAAUGUUUUGAUUAAGAGUUCGGUCGCCGGCGAAGUUAAAGUCAAAUUUGGAAAUACUGUCAAAACGAUUAAAGUAGAUCCGAGUAAACCA
Messenger RNA from Oppiella nova, 636 nucleotides. Lineage: Eukaryota; Metazoa; Arthropoda; Arachnida; Sarcoptiformes; Oppiidae. The record is from the annotation of a GenBank genome assembly.